Messenger RNA from Penicillium griseofulvum, 4299 nucleotides. RefSeq names its product Disease resistance protein. Gene Ontology annotation, molecular function: oxidoreductase activity; protein binding; FAD binding. Gene Ontology annotation, biological process: nucleoside metabolic process. Bases 1 to 4299 code for a protein of 1432 amino acids. NCBI's taxonomy places the organism in Eukaryota, Fungi, Ascomycota, Eurotiomycetes, Eurotiales, Aspergillaceae. The transcript has 7 exons. The record is from RefSeq and is a predicted model, not a curated record.
AUGAUCUCUAGAAUAUCUCAAGGACAGAUUCAGAUCCUGAGGUCUCAAAUUAAAGAGCCAACAUCUGUUUUUUCUCCGGGCUCUGAAGGGUACGAAAAAUGCGUGAAUAGAUGGUCGGCAGUUGGAUGUCAACGAGCGGGAGUCAUUGUACGGCCGAAGAGCACCGAAGAUAUUGCAAUCGCCGUGCGUUUUGCUAGAGAUAACGGACUGGACCUGGCAGUAAAGGGCGGAGGACACUCUACAGAUACCUCCUCCUCGAGCGAUGGAGGUAUCUUGAUCGAUCUUGGAAGCAUGAGACAGGUCAGUGUCAACUCUAUUGACUCAACAGUCACUGCACAGGGCGGUGCAUUGUGGAAGGAUGUGAACGAUACUGCUGCUAUGUUCAACCUAGCCGUAGUUGGUAGCACAGUCAGCCAAGUGGGAGUCGGGGGUCUCACUAUGCGCGGGGGAUAUGGGUAUCUGACUCCGAAGUAUGGGCUAGUCCUUGACAAUCUCCUUUCUGCCAAAGUGGUCACUGCGGAUGGGCGAGUCUUAUACGCAUCACCAAUCGAGCACUCUGACCUGUUCUGGGCGAUUCGGGGCGCUGGAGCGAAUGUCGGGGUGGCAGCGGAACUAAGAUUCCAGGCACACACACAGGCCAACAUGGUCUGGUGCGGCACGAUGGUGUUCGCGUGUGACAAAUUGACUGAAGUUAUCGAGGCACUCAAUGCUUGCCUGGUUCAUCCACAGGGAAACGCGGCAGCACAAUGCGUCCUUGCUCUGUCACCUGAUACUGGAGCCCCGGUUGUCACCACGGUACUCUUCUUCAAUGGCUCCCAGGAAGAAGGGAGUACACAUUUCUCUAGUCUUGUUGAUUUGGAAUGUAUCAGCACGAGCAUGGAAAUGAGACCAUAUGCACAGGCCAACACGAUGCUCGACGAUGUAAUGCCGCCGGGCGGAAGAAAAGAGAUGCUCGGAGUGAAACUUGUUCCACCUAUUCGGCCUGAGUUUGCCUCAGAAUUGCUGGAAGAAGUCGGCCGCAAGUUCACUGCAGUGCCAGAAUUGGCCAGCAGUUGUUUUGCGGUCGAUUAUUUUGAUCUCUCCAAAGUCGACGGUGUGCCCAUUACUGAGACCGCCUUCCCAACUCGAACCAAGACUCUUAAUGGAGUACUCAUUCUCCAAUGGAUUGAUCCAAGCAAGGAUAAAGACUUCAUAGCAUGGGGGGAAGAAAUCCAGAACAUGUGUGAAGCUGAGCUCCGGCGAGCUGGUCACGAGCCAGAUAAACUGGUGUCGACAUUCUUCGGCUACACGCACGAUGACAACUUAACACCUGAAGAUAUGUUUGGGGUUAAUGCUGAUGCCUUGCUCAAUGUGAAGAGGAAAUAUGACCCGGACAAUGUUUUCAACAAAUUGAACCCUCUUGCGCUGUCUAAAAUGUCGCUGAAAACUUUGAGCCGUGAUGCCUACCGAGUGGGAUGGAUAUGCCCCUUGGAGGUGGAACAGAUCGCGGCAAUGAAGAUGCUAGACGAAAACCACAAUCGUCUUCCGCAACCAUUCGGGGACACAAACGUUUACCGCCUCGGCAGCAUCAACAAUCAUAAUGUGGUCAUCGCUGGUCUUCCUCAAGCGGGAAACUGCCCCGCAGCCACUGUCGUUACUCAAAUGAGGAUGACCUUCCCAAAUCUCAGAUAUGCCUUGUUGGUUGGGAUUGGGGGUGGCGUCCCGACAAAGACCGACUCGGGAAUGAUCCGUCUAGGGCAUGUGGUCGUUAGUCAACCGAUGGGGGUCCACUCCGGGGCGAUACAGUACGACCAUGGGAAGGCGGAGGUGGGUCAUUUUGAACGCAAAGGUUUCAUCAAGGCCCCGCCAACGGCGCUUCUUAACGCUGCACGAGAUUUGGCUGUCCAACGCAAGCUGGUUGAUGAUGAUCCAAUUUGGAGGAACCUGGGGCGAAUCCAAACUAGCCGUCGAGGACUUCGCCACUUCAAGUUCCCUGGUGCCGUGAAUGACUAUCUUUACCCAUCCGACUAUACACAUGAGCAGAAAGGGGUAUCAUGUGAAGAUAGUGGAUGUGACCAGAGCAAGCGUAUUAAGCGACCGACAGACGAGGAAGAUGACUCGUUUAUUAUUGUACACCGAGGCACAAUAGCAUCGGCAGACGUAGUAAUGAAGGAUGCUGAGAAGAGGGAUGACCUGGCGCGGGAGCAUGGGGUUCUAUGCUUCGAAACGGAGGCAGCAGGAGCCCUUACCGAUUUCCCCUGUAUGGUAAUUCGAGGCAUCUCCGACUAUUGCGACUCGCAUAAGAACGACCAGUGGCAUGGCUACGCAGCGGCGGUAGCGGCCGCAUAUGCGCGGCAAUUAUUCUUCCAUAUGUCUAUGGAAGACGUGCAACGAAAUUCGAAUCCGAGAUAUAUAACUUUCGAGCUUCCACUUAACCUGUCCGAGAUAACCGAAGUGACCCGGUUCAUUGCACGAGAAGAUCAGCUUGAGAGAAUGAAAGAAAUCCUCGGCACAACUAUUGGACGCCGUACUGUCGUGGUGCAUGGGUUGGGUGGUAUUGGCAAGACACAGCUAGCCAUCGCACAUAUCAAACGAAAUCGCUCUCAUUACUCGGCGACAAUAUGGCUAAAUGCAAGAGAUGAAACAGCAUUGAAGCAAAGCUUUGCUCGUACAGCUGAGUGGAUUAUACGCCACCACCCGUCUUUUUCAUACAUUGCAGGUGCUUUGGAGAGCCGAGACCUGAAUGAGACGGUGAAAGCGGUCAAACGAUGGUUGGACGACCCGAUGAACGAUCGCUGGUUAAUCGUCUAUGAUAACUAUGAUAAUCCCCUAUCGGGCAACCAUACGGGGAAAGGUAUAAACCAUGCUUCCUCUGUCGAGGCAGGUACAUAUAGCGAUGACGACAAAGAUCUUGCAAAGGCUUUUGAUCUUCAGAAAUUCCUGCCCGAGACCGACCACGGUGCCAUCAUUGUGACCACGCGGUCCUCUAUGGUAAAGCUAGGCCGGACUAUUCACCUACGCAAGCUAGAGGAUAUCAAUGAUAGCCUUGAGGUCCUGGCUUCUGUGUCUGGUCGUGAAAAUUUGAAACGAGACCCUGCAGCUACUGAUCUUGCGAGGCAGCUUGAUGGACUUCCUCUGGCCCUCGCGACAGCUGGCGCAUACUUAGAGGAAGUUUCGAUUAGCUGUACCGAGUAUCUCCAGCUGUACCGAGAAUCAUGGCAGCAAUUACACGAAGAGACACCGCAACUGCCGGCAUACGAUCAAACAUUGUACUCGACAUGGAAUCUCUCAUAUCGAUAUAUUCAGCAGCAGAGUCCAGUUGCAGCUAUGCUUCUCCGACAAUGGGCGUAUUUUGCUAGUGAAGACUUGUGCCAUGGACUCGUUGAAGCUGAUCCGACUACCACAUUACAGCAUGUGGAGUCACGAGGGUAUAGCGUACACAGCUGCGUUCAUUCGUGGAUGAUUCAUGUGUUGAAUCAGGAGUUUGACAACAGUAUGGCCUGGACAGCAGUCGAAUGUGUAGCGGCUCGGGUGCCUGGGGAAGACAAACACGAAUUCUGGCUCUUACAACGGCGGCUUAUUGCACAUGCAGACAGAUGUUUGGAGACUAUGAGAAAUAUAGAAGUUAAAGGUGAGGCUGUGGGGGCUCUGCAUUCUUUGGGUUUGCUCUACGCGAAUCAAGGCCGGCUCCAAGAGGCAGAGGAGAUGUGCAAACGAGCGCUUGAAGGCUACGAGAAGGCGUGGGGACAAGAACACCACUCGACGCUGAAUACUGUUAAUAACAUCGGCGUUCUUUACACGUAUCAAGGCCGGCUCCAAGACGCAGAGGCGAUGUACAAACGAGUGCUAGAAGGCAAGGAGAAGGCGUGGGGGCAAGAACACACGUCGACACUAAAUACUGUUAACAACCUCGGCCUUCUCUACACGGCUCAAGGCCGGCUCCAAGACGCAGAGGCGAUGUUCAAACGAGCGCUAGAAGGUAAGGAGAAGGCGUGGGGGCAAGAACACACGUCGACACUAAAUACUGUCGAUAACCUCGGCCUUCUAUACACAGAUCAAGGCCGGCUCCAAGAGGCAGAGGAGAUGUACGAACGAGCACUUAAAGGCUAUGAGACGGCUUUUGGCGCGAUCUCGACUUUCACCUGUAUCCGAGCCUUGUACACUCUUAGGAACUUUGGCCUUCUAUGCGAGAGGAACGGGCAAGUUGAUACUGCUCUGCUGUAUUAUCAGCGGGCGCUGGUAGGCACAGAGGCUGUUUGGGGCCAGCAUGGCGAAGUGUAUACUUGGCUUUCCAAUAGAUUAAGUUCUUUUGGAGUAUGA